AUGAAGUGGCAGAAAGAGCAUAAAAUUGACGAUUUCCUUUCUCCAGUAAUACCACGAAACCCUAGCGACCCUCAGUUACAUCAUGUCCGAGAAGACAAUGGAAUACACCCGGUAAACAGCCCCGCGCCCCGCCGCGACCAUAUCGAUAUACUGACAAGUGUGUGUUACAAACAAAACAGUCUGGGCAACUCCGGCCUAAAGAUCUCCAAGAUCAUUUUGGGGACUAUGUCGUACGGAAGCAGCCAGUGGCAAGACUGGGUGCUAGACGAGGACAAGGCGCUGCCGCUCAUCGAGCACGCCUAUAAACAGGGCAUCAACACCUGGGACACGGCAGACAUCUACUCCCAUGGCCGGUCUGAGGAAAUCAUCGGCAAGGCCCUGAAGCAGUUCAACAUCCCGCGCAACCGUGUGGUCAUUCUGACCAAAUGCUUCUUCGGCGUCGACGACGAGGGCAACUUUCCGCCCAUUUCAGCGUCUGCGACAAACGACGGUGAAUUUGUCAAUCGCACGGGUCUCUCGCGGAAGCAUAUCUUUGAUGCGGUUGAUGCAAGCGUGCAGCGACUCGGUACGUACAUCGAUGUGCUGCAGAUUCAUCGGCUGGAUCGGGACACGCCGCGCGAGGAGAUCAUGAAGGCGCUCAAUGAUGUUGUAGAGAGCGGAAAGUUCAUCUCGAUGCAGAACUAUCACAACCUAAUCGCCCGCGAAGAGGAGCGUGAGAUGAUCCCCUACUGCCUGGACAGCGGCGUCGGACUGAUUCCCUGGUCGCCGAUGGCUCGGGGCGCUCUCGCCCGGCCCUGGGGCGAGCGAUCAAGCAUCCGUGAGAAGACAGACGGAGCUAUCGAACGGCUCGUCCGUAGCCGUGAGUCCGAGGCUGACAAGAUCAUUGUCAGCCGCGUUGAGGAGGUCGCGUUGAAGAAAGGGCUUAGCAUGGCGCAGAUUGCUAUGGCGUGGUCACUGAGCCACCGCAAUAUGUGUCCUAUUGUCGGGCUGAGUAGCACAGCUCGUAUUGAUGAGGCCGUGAAGAGUGUUAAGGUUAAGUUGACGGAUGAGGAAAUUCGGUACUUGGAGGAGGCGUACGUGCCCAAGACUGUUGCUGGUUGGUAG
Penicillium lagena is the source of this 1104-nucleotide messenger RNA. RefSeq names its product aldo/keto reductase. The record is from RefSeq and is a predicted model, not a curated record. The transcript has 3 exons. Lineage: Eukaryota; Fungi; Ascomycota; Eurotiomycetes; Eurotiales; Aspergillaceae. The coding region runs from base 1 to 1104 and encodes 367 amino acids.